Messenger RNA from Sporisorium graminicola, 681 nucleotides. RefSeq lists its product as uncharacterized. The coding region runs from base 1 to 681 and encodes 226 amino acids. The transcript has a single exon. NCBI's taxonomy places the organism in Eukaryota, Fungi, Basidiomycota, Ustilaginomycetes, Ustilaginales, Ustilaginaceae. The record is from RefSeq and is a predicted model, not a curated record.
AUGGGCUACGAAGACGACUCCAGCCGCGCCAGUACCCCCCGUGGGUUCUCGGAUGAACCGCUUGUGGAGCCCAAGCGACCUUUCUAUCGCAAAGGAAGCUUCUGGUGCCUCGUCGUCUUCCUCUGCGUAUGUGCCGCCGUCAUCCCGCCUCUGGUUGUGUUCCGCGACAGACUCGGAACCUCCUCAUCGACGCCGUUCGACGAUCCACCAUUCUGGAACGGCACAGGGCCUAAUGACAACCCAUUCGGCACGUGUUUCACCUUGCAAGCGACCGCAUUUCAACCGCACUGGAAAGAACAGCAGACGACAACGUGGUGUGGGGCACAAUUCAACAAGUCUUCUCCCAUUUUCGCUUUGCCGCUGCUCAACAUGUCCAUGGCCGUCGGGUCCAAUGUGCCAGUCACUCACGAUGUCAACCGGACCCUCUACGACCAGAUGACGAGGAACUGGUGCGGCGCUGAAGCAACCAUUCGAGGUCCCAACGGAACGUAUCAGGCGAUUCUCGGUGACGCCAACGCUUGGACCACGAUCGAUCUCAACAUGAACCUCUUUGAACGCUUGAAAGGUGUGCCGGUGGGCACCUACUCGGACCCGGAUGCUGCUCGCUGGAUGAACAACAUUCGUGUCUGUUUCACAGGGAAUCGCACAAACGUCUACAACGGAUACCCCUACAGCUACUGA